UGCAGAAGACCACCAAUUGCUAUCAUUUAACCAUGUCUUCUAACAAGAUCUGGCUGCGUGCCGAAACCAAGCCCGCCGAGGCUCGGUCUGCCUGUGAGCAUUGUACCCUUUAUUCACGGGUCAUGACACUAGGAUACUAAUAUGCUGUACUAUAGUGACACCGACUACCUGCAAGGCUCUUAUUGAUGCUGGAUACGAAGUGACUGUCGAACGCUCGACGCAGCGGAUCUUUGAUGGUAAGAGUGACUAGUCACUACCAUAACUGCUAGGCAGUAGUUAUAUCCCUUAAUACCCCUAAUAAAUCGCCAUCGGUUUCGCGUGACAUGUCUAACUUGGCUAUUGUCUUUCUAGAUGAGGAAUUCGCAAAGAUUGGUGCCCCGCUGGUGGAAGAAGGUUCUUGGGUGAAGGAUGCACCCAAGGAUGCCUACGUUUUGGGUCUCAAAGAGCUCCCUGAAGAUGACUUUCCUCUCGAGCACGUUCAUAUCUCCUUUGCGCACUGCUACAAGCAGCAGGGUGGCUGGGAGAAGGUCCUCAGCCGCUGGCCUCGGGGAGGCGGUACUCUCUUGGAUCUUGAAUUCCUCACUGAUGAUGUUGGCCGGAGAGUCGCUGCUUUUGGUUGGUCUGCCGGAUAUGCAGGCUCCGCUUUGGCUGUCAAGAACUGGGCCUGGCAGUUGACGCACCCUGAGGGCGAGCCUCUGCCUGCAGAAAGCCCGUAUGCUAACCAGGAUCGCUUGAUUGAAUCUGUCAAGGAGUCUCUCGAGGCUGGUAAGAAGCAGUCCGGCCGCUCUCCCAAGAUUCUUGUUAUCGGAGCCCUUGGUCGUUGUGGUAGUGGUGCCGUGGACUUGGCCAAGGAUGUCGGCAUUCCCGAGUCUGACAUCAUCCGGUGGGAUAUCGAAGAAACCAAGAAAGGCGGGCCUUUCAAGGAAAUUGUCGAGGAUGCCGAUAUCUUCGUGAACUGUAUUUACCUGGCGUCCCCCAUUGCCCCAUUCGUUACUCCAGAGACUCUUACUUCUGCAAACCGUCGCUUGUCGGUCAUCUGCGAUGUGAGCGCUGAUACGACCAACCCACAUAACCCUAUCCCUGUCUAUAAUAUCACAACCACUUUUGACAAGCCCACCGUUCCCGUCACGUUGUCGGGCGGAAACCAGAUCGCUGGCCUGAGUGUGAUCAGCAUCGACCACCUCCCGUCUCUUUUGCCCCGUGAGAGUUCUGAGAUGUUCAGCCAGGCCUUGCUCCCUAGCUUGCUGCAGCUGAAGGACCGGCAAAACGCCCGUGUCUGGAAGCAGGCUGAAGAUCUCUUCAAUGAGAAGGUUGCUACUCUGCCGGACCUUCUCUUCUCUCUUAUAUAUCUCGGUGCUUGGAAUUUGAUGCAGGAAAAAUCAACCACUGUCGCCGCUUACGCAGCGGGGGCAUCUCUUGCGGCUAUCGCUCUGUUCUACGUCUUCGGGCCCAACUACACUAUCGAUGGAGACGAGUCACUCGACAGUACCCGCAAGAAGAACAUCGUGGGCCUAUCCAAUCCUGCCAAUGACUGCUUCAUCAACUCGGUCCUUCAGGCUCUUGCGGGGCUUGGCGACCUGCGCCUUUACUUGAUUAGAGAGCUCCAUCGACGUGAACUGGACGGGCCCGAGAUAUACAAUACAUUGCCUUCCCUAGACGAGAUGCCACGGGAUGCAAAGCCGGAUAGAAUUAGGGAAUUACAGCAGGGAACCAUUACCAGAGCUUUGAAGGAGAUGUUGGACCGAUUGAACGAACGCCCAAUCUACAAGAAGACCAUCUCUGCACGGCCCUUUAUCCACCGCAAUCAGCAGGACGCACAGGAGUUCUUGCAGAUUGUCGCGGAGAGACUUUGCGAUGAAUACCAUGCCGGCGGCAUGAUUGGGCCGUCGCCAGGCCUGGAGAUCGUGGAACCUGGCGGUGUGCCUUCCCCCAAGAGUCCUGCUGAAGUUGAGGUACGGAUUGAUGACGGAUCCGAAACCGGUCUCCCGGCCAUUAUCGACAACAAGCUUCGAGAAAUUGACCAUGAGCAUGGCUUUCCUUUUGAAGGCCAGCUCGAGUCUCAGAUUGAGUGUCUGUUUUGCCACUACCAAUACAAGCCUAACCAGACUUCCUCAACCACUCUUAGCGCUUGCUUUGACGACUUCAAAUGCGACAAAUGUCGAUUACAGCAUGCUCUUGAAUUGAAGAUUGAGGGAUUGCGCCGCACGCGCACCAAGGAUGACCGAAAACAACUCGAGGCGGAAAUUGAGCGAAUCCAGACGGCUCUCGCUACGGAUCCAGAGGGAGCCUUAGAUGGAGUCUCCCUACCACCUUCUGAACUCGCUCCCAAACGAAAGAUUGCGCGGCAUAUGCGGAUCACGGCCUUCCCUAAGGUCGUCGCCAUUCAUCUUUCGCGAUCAAUCUUUGACCACACCAAGGUGUCUUUUCCGGAGCGGCUUCCUCUCGGUGGUAUCUUGAGCCGGGAAUGCCACCACAGCGGACACUACGAGUCAUUCCGACGCAAUCAUCUCUAUCCGCCCUUCUCAACACCAGACGCUCGGGCUACUAGUGAAAACCCAUCCCAAGCCCCUAGUCCUCAGCUAAGAGCUCGUAAUUCCUCGGAUACCGAGCCUGCGUCCCUCAACAUCUCAACAUCAAUAGCGUCUCCGACUCGCACCUCUCAGUUGCAACCUUCCCCAUCGCCAACUCCUCGGCCGACAUCGAGCCCACGGUCAUCAUCCUCAAAACAAAAUUUGUCGCCCGUGUCUGACCCGCACAGCCCAUCUUCCACAGAGGGUGGACGCUGGAGCAACGACCGCACGUCGAGCGGCUCUAUAACCCGGCUUCACCGCCGCCGCAAGCCCAACGAUCGAUGGUGGCGCGUCUCCGACGAGAAAGUCAAGGAAUGCAAGACAUCCGAUGUUCUGGGAAUGCAGCGCGAGGUCUAUCUCUUGUUUUAUGAAAUAGAAAAACCAACACCUGGCGUGUAA
Molecule: messenger RNA, 2969 nt
Organism: Aspergillus sclerotioniger CBS 115572
Lineage: Eukaryota; Fungi; Ascomycota; Eurotiomycetes; Eurotiales; Aspergillaceae
Product: cysteine proteinase
Exons: 17
Coding region: 324-2969 (881 amino acids)
Biological process (GO): protein deubiquitination
Cellular component (GO): cytoplasm
Molecular function (GO): saccharopine dehydrogenase (NAD+, L-lysine-forming) activity; cysteine-type deubiquitinase activity
Source: RefSeq, a predicted model, not a curated record